Messenger RNA from Stylophora pistillata, 3023 nucleotides. RefSeq names its product galanin receptor type 1. Gene Ontology annotation, cellular component: plasma membrane. Lineage: Eukaryota; Metazoa; Cnidaria; Anthozoa; Scleractinia; Pocilloporidae. Gene Ontology annotation, biological process: G protein-coupled receptor signaling pathway. Gene Ontology annotation, molecular function: G protein-coupled receptor activity. The record is from RefSeq and is a predicted model, not a curated record.
CAAAUUUCACCGCCGAGUUCAGGUUAAUAUCACCCAUAUCGCGUUGAAACAGACACAAGUAACAAACUCACGUCGUUUUCAUCGCCAAGAAUUAGACAGUGCUCAUUUUCUCAGCUGCGUGUACGAGAUUAGUGAGGCUUCAAGAUUUAUUUGAUGAUAACAGUGGACAUCAAACGCCAAAGAUGUGAUGCGUUCAUUCAUUUCACAUGAUGACCUCAGUUAAACCUUCUCCGUUCACCACUAGUGAAACGUGGAAAAAUUCUGCGGCUUCUGUUUCUCUGACAGUGAAAGAGAUGAUUCCUUCCUCAGGGCCUCCCUCUACCAGCCUUGAAGUCCCCGAGCCCUUUCCAUCGCUGGUAAUUCGUCUGGCGCUAUCCAUUCUAAUUCUAGUGCUAAACAUGGCGGGAAACAUUCUCGUGUGUGUAGCGGUAAGGAAAACACGCAAGCUGCGAAGUUUCAGGAACUACUAUUACGGUCUGUUUUUGAUGAGUCUGGCGAUUGCCGACAUGGCGGUAGGUCUCGUUUGUAUGCCCUUUAUCUUACUCUACUACGAGACAGGGAAGUAUCCGUUUGGCUUUUUCGGAUCCACUGCCGUUUGUAAGCUCAUCCCAGCUCUGAGCCUGUUAUGCCAGGGUGCUUCGAUCUUCAGUCUAACAACCCUUACUUUACAACGCUUCAUGGGGAUUGUCUAUCCAAUGAAAACUAGAUUGACCCUCGGAAGGGUAAAGUUACUUCUAGCUCUGAUUUGGCUGUGUGCCUUUAUGUCCGCUCUGCCACAAAUCAUUGUCAUGGACGUGAAUCACACAGUGCAAGGUGAAGACAACAAAUUCAGCUGUGAAGAGUUCUGGGGGAAUCCUCCCACCGACAUAAUCCUAAAGGAAGGGUAUACUUUAUACCUGUUUGUGGCUGAAUAUCUCCUACCUCUGAUUAUCAUGGGAAUCGCCUACAGCAAAAUGGCAACGGUGCUCAAUCGAAGGGAUGAAGGCUUGGAAGGUAGAAAAUCUACCAAUAGUAGAACCAAAGCAAACCACAAGAAAUUCAUUCGACUUCUGAUCGUCUUAAUCGUGAGUUUUGCGCUGUGCUAUCUGCCGAAUCAUGUGCUGUUUUUCUGGUUAGAUUACGGCUCAGGAGCAAACAAUCCGUACUUCAGUAUUCUCAUGAAGUAUUCACAUUUCUGUAUUUGGCUUAACAGCUGUCUAAAUCCUUACCUAUACGGAGCACUUGACGAUUACUUCAGACAGAGUUACAAGAAGGCGCUGCGACAAUGCGCACGAAUCGAGGGUAAGGCGAGAAAGACUCACCGUCAUAUCACGCGACAGUUAACCAAAAUAUAUUCCUUUAAGACACCAUCUACAGCAGAUCCGGAUUCGUCAGACGUACCAGAGGAGAGUUAAGGUGAAAAGCAACGCACGGAAAGUUUUAUCUUGGAACACUAAGAAAGGACAAAUUGCAAUUUGUGGGUCGAUUUAAUAUUCUUAUCGUUAAGAGCUCUGAGUUUUAGACUCCAAUUUCUCUGUGGCUGAAAAAUAUCAGAGAUAAGGAACCUUUUACGAGGAUGGCUCAUUAGAAGUUGUCAAAAACUGAAAAUGAUUUGUUAACAAGAAGACCAACUAAUAGCCCUUUUGGAAAAGAACUACCCGCGAAAGGAGAUUUUAAUUUGUGGCUUAUAAUCAUCGCUAAACCGCUUUGUUUUUGUAGUCAUUUUGGAUAAAUAAUUAAGCUUUUAAAAAUCUUUAUUAGAGGAUUGGUUAAACUGUUCAAGGCGGGGUGAUGUGUCGCAUAGCGAUUCCGCGAGUAUGUUUGCUAGCUUCAAAGACGUGUUUGAAUUUACUUUGACAGAAAUUUUGUCUUGUGGCAUUCCUGUCAUUUCUGCUUUCACUCUGAGUCAAACGCUUUGAAGCGUUCUUUUCUAUGAUGUAUUUGUUCAAGUUAGAUUGUAAUUCUUUGUACAUCCGGUGUCAAUUAGUUAACACUUGCUUAUGAACUCAUUCCAUUAAUGCUAAGGCACUCUAGAAAAACCCUUACAGGAAAUUCGUAACACCUAGAGACAGGCGCCAAGAACAAUUUCGUGAGUUUCUAGCGGUGGGAGGUCCAUACAGCAAACCACCCCUCGCUUUAAACACUCAGAUCGCUUUGCCCAACCGAACCACAAAACACGAGCGUAUCAGCCUGAUUUCUGUUUGACAUUGAAAGAAUUUGACGGCUCUAAUAGUUCAAUGAUUAGUUAAAUCUAUGUACUUUACAGGCUUUAGAGCUGUCCACGUCACUUUUGGAACAAUUCAUUACUUCUAGGUCACGAAUGUGAUCAAUUCUAAGACUCUAGUUAAACAAAGGCAGUUGGAUAUUUCAGGAGUUUGAGCGAUUAAUUCUUACUUCAUUUCAAAAGGACAUAGGCCUGUGUCUGCAUCUGAAAAGAUUUCGGCAAAUUUAUCACAUUUUAAGAUUUUAGAUAAAAGACCCUCAAGCAGACUACAAUAGGCGUUCGUUGUUAAUUGGCUUUGGUUUUAAGACAAAGGUUUGGAGUGCUUUUGACUAGUUUUUAUCUGUCAUUUAGGUAUAGUUAGACAGUUCUCGGUUUUAUGAGUGUUAGUCACGGUUUUCUUCGAAGAAUAGUGGUUAAUUAUCUUGAAGACUCCGAACUAUUAUCCUUUAUAUGUACAUGAAAAUAAAAACAAAAUUCAAAGGAUGUACCAGAGUAAAUGGGAUGGCCAAACUUAAGAAUCUGGAGGCGUUACAGUACAUUGUCACAAAGCUUCAACAUUUUAAUUACGAAAUCUCUCGAUGACACAAAGUGAUAUACCUUUGAGUCUAAACGCAAUUAAUCUUUUGCUUUCACUGAUAAAAAAGGGAGUUUUAUCCACAGCAGUUUUCAAUUAAAAUGCUUUAGCAUAUGUCGUGUUUGUGAAAAGAGGAAACAAUAAGCAGGGGUGUAAUCUAUAUCUGUGUAAUGAUUUGGUUUUGAGGGCUCACCGGGAAUAUAGUGUGGAAUUCCUUACGAAAUAAAACUCUGUGUAACCACUGAA